AUGGAUGGUGAUAGCUCUACAACAGAUACAUCCCAGUUAGGAAUUUCUGCAGACUAUAUUGGAGGAAGUCAUUAUGUGAUUCAGCCACAUGAUGGAGACACAGAAGACAGCUUAAAUGACCCAGAUGACACAAAUGGCUCUAAAGAGACUUUCAGAGAACAAGAUAUAUAUCUGCCAAUUGCCAAUGUGGCACGGAUAAUGAAAAAUGCCAUACCACAAACAGGAAAAAUAGCAAAAGAUGCCAAGGAAUGUGUACAGGAAUGUGUGAGUGAAUUUAUAAGCUUUAUAACAUCUGAAGCCAGCGAAAGGUGUCAUCAGGAAAAGCGAAAAAAAAAACCAUCAAUGGAGAAGACAUUUUGUUUGCCAUGUCUACCCUAGGCUUUGAUAGCUAUGUCGAACCAUUAAAGUUGUACCUCCAGAAAUUUAGAGAGGCAAUGAAAGGUGAAAAGGGUCUUGGUGGCACUGUCACAACAGCAGAUGGUCUUGGGGAAGAGCUUUCAGAGGAAACCUUUACAGGCCAAUUGCCAGCAGGUUUGAUAACUGCAGAUGGACAGCAGCAAAAUGUUAUGGUGUAUACAACCUCAUAUCAACAGAUAUCAGGUGUUCAGCAAAUCCAGUUCUCCUGA
Staurois parvus is the source of this 626-nucleotide messenger RNA. NCBI's taxonomy places the organism in Eukaryota, Metazoa, Chordata, Amphibia, Anura, Ranidae. The record is from the annotation of a GenBank genome assembly.